GAUACCCGGAGUUCAAGAACAACAUUCUGAUAAGGCAUUACAGAGAUGGAGGUAGAAUGAAGUACAGGCACAAAUGUAACGUAGAACAUGACGGCCUGUUUCUCAAUCUCACCCUAGAGAAACGCCCCUGUCUCAAACAUUAACUCCUUCCAUCCACAGAGACAGACCAGUUGAGACUCAUUUUGUUACCUCGCCUAAACUUGUUUCCUCUACUUUCCCCACCUGGAUUUUUUUUUUUUAUUACCGUAGAAAACAGACGUCAUAUGAAGCUUGACACAACAUUCUGAUAUUAUCCCUUAUCGACAUCAUUUCUAACGGAGUAGAAGACACGCCCAGUACUAAUAUACAGUUCAUUCCUCCUCCACUGGGUCAAAGUCCCCAGCAACUAACAAAAGGCUACACCGGAUCUAAAGCUCGAGCGAUUUCACUUCAAAGCGAGAAAAAAACUUUCUAUUUCUUCAACUGAUGGAUAUUCUGUUCAGAUGCAGCCUUUUCGUCCUCCUGGCAUACUUCUUCACUCUGGUUCCUGUGACGGUAGAAGGACACAGUGGAAUGCGGAGAAGGCAGAAAAGAGAAUGGAUCCUCGCUCCCAGAAACCUUACGGAGGGACAUGACUACACUACUUUCAACUUUAUUGCUAAAAUUCGCUCAGAUAAGGAGACAUCUCAGAAAAUAAUAUACUCUUUAACUGGUCCUGGGGUUGAUGAAGACCCAAAGGGCAGAUUCGCUGUUGACCGGGAUACUGGCUUUGUUAGGGUCUUUUCUAUUCUGGACCGAGAGGAAAUUGCACAGUAUAAGCUUUUCGGGAAGGCACAAUACCUCGAUGGCCGCCUUGCUGAGAAAGAUAUUGCUCUCCUAAUUAAUGUUGUGGAUAUAAAUGACUGCACUCCUGUCAUUAAGGCGCAGCAAGUUGGACAAGUCAGCGAACACAGCAAACCGGGUACCAUUGUCAUGAAAGUGAUAGCUACAGAUGGCGAUGAAAAGAAUUCUGAACACUCCCUGAUCUCCUAUAGCAUAGAUGCACGCAGCAACAUUGGCAGGAUGUUCGCCAUCAACUCCCAAACAGGAGAGGUCACAGUUGUAAAGACCUCUCUAGAUAGAGAAACCAAAGACACAUAUAAGUUGACCAUUUUUGCUUCUGACUUGGGAGGCAGACCAGGAGGAAACACAGGGACUGGUGAAAUUGAGAUUAAUCUCACAGACAUUAAUGACAAUAUUCCAACUCUGUUAAAAGAAACGUAUGAGGGAAGUGUGGAGGAGAACACAGUUGGUGUUGAAGUUCUAAGGAUACAAGCGGUUGACCUGGAUCUGAUCAAUACAGAGAACUGGUUUGCUAUGUACGAAAUCGUUUCAGGAAAUGAGGGAGGAUAUUUCACAAUCACGACUGAUAAAGCAACCAACGAGGGAAUCAUCAUGACUACUAAGGCACUGGACUAUGAAGAAAUACAGACGCUAAAUUUGGCAGUGAAGGUUAAAAAUGAAGCAGAGUAUAACUUCGGGAGCAGCAUGUCUAUUACAGGAGCUUCCCAGUCAAAGUCGUAUCCCAUCAAAAUAAAUGUCAUCAAUCAGAAAGAGGGGGCCCGAUUCCACCCCAGUGUCAAAGUGGUGACCGUCUCUGGGGAUAAAACCUCCAUCUCCUUGAAUAAGACCAUAGUAACGUACGCUGCUAUCGACAGUGACACGCAGAAGACAGCCACCAAUGUCUGGUAUGCAAAGUCGGGUGAUAAAGACAACUGGUUGAGUAUUGAUAAAAAAACAGCCGAAAUCCGGUUGAAUAAAUAUCCCAACCGAGAGUCUACGUCUUUGGUCAAUGGAACAUACUAUGUCAAUAUUUUGGCCAUUAGCAAUGAGACUCCAUCAAAAACUGCAACAGGGACCAUUGCCAUUCAGGUAGAGGACUUCAACGAACACUGUCCAACACUGACCUCAACAACUCAAACCAUGUGCUUUGGUGAUAAUGUCAUUUACGUCACUGCAGAGGAUAGAGAUAUGUUCCCCAACUCAGCACCGUUUGACUUUACUAUAGUUCAAAGCAACAGCAAAGAGAAGUGGAUCAUGGAGCCUUUUAAUGAAACCACAGUCCUUCUUCGAGACCAGGGAAACCUAUGGCCAGGCACCUACAAGGUAUCCCUGAAUGUCAAGGACCAGCAAGGAAAGUCAUGCGAUGCUCCCCAGAUAAUGGAGGUAAUGGUGUGCACAUGCCAUGAAACCACCAAGAGCUGCUUGUUGCGCAAAACAGGCAAAGCUGUUUUUGGAGCUGGAGGUAUCUUGCUCAUGCUGCUGGGACUGUUGCUUCUUCUAUUGGUUCCCCUUCUUCUGCUGGUCUGCCUCUGUGGAAGUGCAGCAAGAAAUUUUAAGGCUAUUCCCUUCGAGGCGAAAGAACAUCUCAUCUCAUAUAACACUGAGGGACAAGGAGAAGGCAAGGACAUCCCUCUUCUCCAUGUCCCAGUCAAUGUUGAUGGUGGCACAAUAAGUAAAAAGGACAUCAACAUCUCUGGGGGACGAGGCCUUGAUAAUUUGAUUGUUAACCCAGGGGCUGCAGUGGGUGGAGGAAGAAUCUUGACAGCAGAGGACAUGCGUUUGUACAACAAAUACAAUUACUCCACAGUCCAAGAUGGGUUUGAUUUUAGGGGUGCAGGAACAAUAAGGGGAGAAGACAUGAGCAUCUCCAAAUACAGAUUUUCAGCCUUUGAUGGAAUGGCUUUGCCAGACCAUUAUCUGGGACAAUACUAUUCAGGUAAAUCAAGUCAAGGCUUACAGCAACAUCAGGAGAAAGAUGCUGAGUUGAUCUACGAUUACGAGGGCCGUGGCUCACUGGCGGGUUCUGUGGGUUGCUGCAGCCUCCUUGAAAAUGAUAACGAUCUUGCCUUCCUUAAUGACCUGGGGCCAAAAUUCAAAACCCUGGCUGAAAUCUGCCUGGGGACAACCCUGGAGAGCACUUCGGUGGAUGCUGAGGUUUCUGAUCUCCCAAACCAAAUGGCGUCCCCAAUCAGGCCCUCCACCUCGACCCACACACAUAUCCAUACUCACACGGAAACAAUUAGAGACAGAGACCACCUGAAUCUCAACACCAUUAAUAUCUCCAAUAAAGCAGCUGGGUCUUCUACUAUCAUUCAAAAGGAACACAUUACGGAGACCUCCCAAGGUUCAGCAACUCUUCCCAAAGUCCAGGAGACAGUUGUCAUCCCUAACCAAACACUGCUCAUACAGCAGCCUGCCAUGUACUACGCCGCUACCCCCAUGUAUGUAGUUGAGACCAAGCCCCAAAUGGUGCUUGUGUCAGGGGGAACUCAGCAGGUGGUUGGUCAGGUGGGUCAAGCUGGGCUCAGUCAAGGGUUAAUACAAGUUGGAGGCCUCCAAGGUUCUCAGGGUGUAAUGCUUGUUGAAGGGCAGGUGGAAAUAAAUGGAGCACCUGGGCAGGUAGCACAGGGCCUAAUACAAGUUGGAGGCCUCCAAGGUUCUCAGGGUGUAAUGCUUGUUGAAGAGCAGGUGGAAAUAAAUGGAGCACCUGGGCAGGUAGCACAGGGCCUCUCACAGGGAACAGUCUCUAAAUCCACUGAAGUUUUUGUAGUUAAGAAUGGGUCCGCGGGUGGAAAGCACAGUACACAUUACACGCAGAGCUCUCGCGAAAUACCGCAGAGGUCUUUAGUGGCAGGCUUGGAGAUGGGAGGUAAAGGAGUUCACGUGAAGUCGUUUUCUGCGGGCUCACAUGGUUCCGCAGGAUCAAAGGAAGAAUUUGCACUGAGUACCACACCCAGGUUCCAAGGCCAGAGGGUUGUUGUGGAGCAAAAAAAAGUCUUAGUGACUGAGAGAAAUCUCGAGUCGAGCACAUAAAUUGCUCCCUUUUUUUGCUUAUUUACUGAGGUCAAAGAUCUAAUGACUUGUACAUAUAUUCUUGUUGAUUUAAAUACACUACAGCAGAAAUAGAUUUAAAGUAUAAUAAAACAGUAAGGAUUUGAACUGCUUAGCUUUCGGCAUUAAUUAGACAUUUGUUAGCAAAAGUUAUGCUUUAUGUGACCCACUUCAUGAUUUUCUUUCACUUUAGGAAUGAUUAAUAGAUGCCGAACGAUAGCACUGAAAAUCCUGGAUUUCUGUAAGUAAAGAAAAAGCAAAAUAAAACAAUUCAAUACUAAAAUAGUUUACAUUUGUGACUUCAUUCCCAUCCUAACUUCCAGUGUACUGAGUACAAGUUUAUAAGGGAGAGUUGCACAGGAUUAUGUUUUCCCUGAAGAUUACAUUUUUCUGAAAAAAACAAAUUUUACUACAUUAUUAAAGUGAUGCACAAAACGAUAAGUGCCAAAUUUGUAAUAACAGUUCAUCACUGAGUUAUGUUUUUUUUUCUAAGGUGUUGUGUUGUCAUAUCUUUUUCAUAAAUAUAAGUAUCGUACACAUGUAUUUUCACAUUUAUUUUUAUUUAACUAAGCAAUUUGCAUUUUAGAGUAAAGAUUUAACCAAGUAAUUUGUAUUUUUUAGAAUAAUCAAGGCUUACAUUGCCAAAUAUUUGUCAAUGGUGAUAUGGUUUCUUACUGCUGUUGCUGGUUGUUUUGUUUGUACUUGUUUGGCUGUUGGAGUGUUGCACUGUAGCUAAAUCGGCUUGAAAAUGAAGAAGUGUUUCUGUUUUAUUUGCACCUGGUAUCAUUAAAAUCACUAGAACUUGAUAAUUUCUUGAACCUAUAAUAAAAUUCAUAUAAAGCAUUUUGUCAUAUGACAUGAUCUACAGUUUUAUAUGUUAUCUUUAAAUUAAGAAUUGUUAUUUUAUGCCUAAAGUUGGGAUUUAAUUUGAGAGUGGCGGAUUCGGAUCACAUCCAAUAGAAUGCUGUUCUUUGUUUUUUAAUAAAAUAUUUUCAAUCAA
Messenger RNA from Girardinichthys multiradiatus, 4852 nucleotides. It is a transcript of the gene dsg2l, whose product is annotated as desmoglein 2 like. The transcript is spliced from 14 exons. The coding region runs from base 466 to 3834 and encodes 1122 amino acids. The record is from RefSeq and is a predicted model, not a curated record. Gene Ontology annotation, biological process: homophilic cell-cell adhesion. Gene Ontology annotation, molecular function: calcium ion binding. Gene Ontology annotation, cellular component: plasma membrane; desmosome. Lineage: Eukaryota; Metazoa; Chordata; Actinopteri; Cyprinodontiformes; Goodeidae.